Ficedula albicollis (Collared flycatcher) is the source of this 1131-nucleotide messenger RNA. RefSeq names its product protocadherin beta-15-like. The record is from RefSeq and is a predicted model, not a curated record. Gene Ontology annotation, molecular function: calcium ion binding. Lineage: Eukaryota; Metazoa; Chordata; Aves; Passeriformes; Muscicapidae. Gene Ontology annotation, cellular component: plasma membrane. The annotation marks the transcript as partial. Gene Ontology annotation, biological process: homophilic cell-cell adhesion. The transcript has 2 exons.
ACAAAACCUCUGGACUUCGAGGAAGCAGACACUCAUGAGCUCAGUGUGAGAGCUACAGACGGUGGGGGGCUCUCAUCUAUCUGCAAAGUGCUGGUGGAGGUGGUGGAUGUGAAUGACAAUGCCCCAGAGCUGGCGGUCAGUUCCUUCAGCAGUCCCCUCCCCGAGAACACGGUGCCCGGCACCGUGGUUGCCCUGUUUACGGUCAGGGACCGCGAUUCUGGUGCCAACGGGAAGAUCUCGUGCGCCCUGGACGAUCAGCUCUUCUUCUCCCUGCGGCCAGCCUAUAAGAAUUACUACGAGCUGGUGACAGUGAGCGCGCUGGACCGCGAGCGCACGGCUCGCUACGUGCUCGGUGUCACAGCCGCAGAUGCGGGCUCGCCGCCUCUCACGAGCACGCACACCUUCACCGUGGACAUCUCGGACGUCAAUGACAACGCGCCCGUCUUCAACCAGACCUCCUACACCAUGUACGUGCGGGAGAACAACGCGCCCACGGUGUUUGUGGGAGCCGUGAGCGCUGCAGAUGCUGACGUGGGGCUCAAUGCCAAGGUGACCUACUCGCUGGCCCCGGUGCCGGCGGCAGAGCGGCCCUCGUGCUCCUGCAUCUCGGUGAACUCGGAGAACGGACACGUGUUUGUGCUGCGGCCGCUGGACUACGAGCGCUUGCGGCAGAGCGAGGUGACGGUCAGCGCCUCUGACGCGGGCUCUCCUCCCCUGCGAGCCAACGUCACCGUGCGCCUCGUGGUGCUGGACGAGAACGACAACGCGCCGCUCGUGCUCUACCCGGCCCAGGACGGCAGCGCAGCGUCCAGCGAGCUCGUGCCCGUGUCGGCUGAGCCGGGCUACCUCGUCACCAAAGUGGUGGCCGUCGAUGCCGACUCCGGACAGAACUCCUGGCUCUCGUACCACCUGCUCAGGGCCACCGAGCCCGGCCUGUUCAGCGUGGCUGUGCAGAGCGGCGAGGUGCGUCUCAAGAGGCCGGUGACGGAGAGGGACAGCGCCAAGCACAAGCUCCUCGUCCUGGUCAGGGACAACGGCAAGCCCCCGCUGUCAGCCACCGCGGCUCUGAGCGCGCUCCUGCUCAAGAACAAGGACUGCCACCCCAUGUAUAAUAACCGCUUGUUAGAAUAA